UGACGUUUGACAUUAACCACGUGAUCAACUGUCAUGGCGGCUCUCUUGUCAAGAAACAUGUUUUGAAGUCUAUAUGUAGGAACUUUACGAAUUUUUUUGCUACUACAACGUAGACAGCAUGUUAUUUAUGUAGCCAUUGUCAAGCAUGGACGAAAUGCUACACGCAUUAACGGCAUUGCUGACAGAAUUUUUUAGUGCCAAUGUGACGAACGAACGAAAACGGGAAAUCGAAACUCUUCUGAGCGAUUUUGGUCGACAAGAGGGCAGCUGGAAGCAAUGCCUGUACUUUCUGACCCAUACCAACGACCAGUAUGUCAUGAUGUUCUGCCUCAAUGCUCUCGAGGAAGCGAUUGGAAGACGGUGGUUACGAAUGCUGGCAGAACACAAGGCCGAAAUACGCAAUGGUGUGCAGGGCUUCCUUCUUGCGCGUCACAAAGAGGUGCCCACGUUUGUUCGCAACAAGUUAUGCAAACUUGUGGUGGACAUGGGACGCCUGGACUGGCCUCAUUUCUAUCCAACGUUUUACUCUAGUAUUUUGCAGUUGUGCCAGUCAAGCGAGACGUGUCUGACCGGGUUGGUGCUUCUGAAGACUGCCUCGGAAGAGCUGGCCUGCCCUCGAGACGACCUCUCCGUAUCCAGAAAAGUGGAGCUUCGUCGACUCCUUCUGGACCAGGUGCCGGCAACCCUGAACGUUGUGGCAGGCAUCUUGGACUCCGUGCUCGAAAAGCAGCGCCACCUGGUGACCGCCACUCCACCUCCAUCCCCCACACACGGCCAGUCUGUCACUAAUAGCUCACCCCUCCAGCAAGGUAACGCACUGAGCAGCAUGUGGUCCGCGCUGCACAAGAGCCACCUGGAAUGCCUGGAGCCCGAGGCGAGGGUGGUGUGCAUUCACGCCCUUUCGUGCUUGGAUCAUCUGCUCUCGUGGAUCCCUCUGGAGCACUGCUCGUCCAGCCUUCUCAACACUCUCUUCACUUUUGCCUCCUUUGGAUGUACGCAGGAGAAAACGGAGGAUUCCGAGCUCGGUGAACGUGCCAUGGGUUGCAUCAACGAAAUUCUCUCCAAGAAUUGUGUUCCUACGGACCUCGAAGACUUCCUGAUGCUCAUCUGCCACAACACGUUCUACCUCCUGCAGGUCCUAACUAAACGCGACUGCGGAGGAACACCUCCUGCAAGCAGCAAACUUGCAGGCCUCACUGAUGUGUACCUAGACAAGUUCACAGAGUUCCUACGUCUGUUUGUGACGUUUCAUGUUCAUCGCUUCGAAGACAACAUCCCGGUAUUCUUAGCCUUGCUGUUCGAAUACACUUUUCAACAGCCGGUUGUGGAACGCUAUUUUACGUGCCUCGACAUCUGGGCAGUGUUCCUCGACUUUCUGACCAACAAACGAAACAAGGACAUGAUGCUUCACAAGUACAGAGACGUCCUGCUCACGUUGGUGCACGAAAUCCUCAAAAAGUCCCUGUUCAAGUUUAACCAGUCUAGUCUAGAGGAACUGGAUGACGAAGCGCUCGACGACAGUUUGCAGACGGAGUGGCAGUGCUUUCUGCAGCAUAACCUAAAUAUCAUCACCAAGAUAGCAGAAAUUAUUCCGCAUGAUGUUCAUGCACAAGUGUUGACCCUUUUUGAGAAAGAGCUAGCAGUGUAUCUGGAGCUGGAGAAAUUCGUGGAUGGCUCCACUCUUCGAGUCGUGGCCGAGAAUGACUGUCGACGUCUGCACUGCAGCCUUCGAGACCUUUCGUCCCUCCUGCAAGCCGUGGGCAGCCUCGGGGAGAAUGCUUCCACUACUUACAACACAGUGUCCAAGAUCUGCCACACUGCCAGCUACAGCAGCCGUAUGCGGUUCUACGACAUGAAGACGGCUGCCCCCAGUGUACUUCAGUGGGACCUCAUUGAAGUGCACGCGCAGUUGCUGGCUGCCCUCAAGGCAUUCUCCCAUUGGCUGUCUCAGUGCCACACGGAGUGCCUCCAGAACGGUGCCAGAAAAGACGAGUUCACGACGCUGGUUGGAGGCUAUGUAGAUGCUGCGCUGCCCUGCAUACAACGGGAGAGUCCCGAAAAAGUGACGCACAGCGCCGCCCACCUUCUCCUAUCCCUAACGCUGGUACGGCCAUCAUUCCUAUUCUCACUGCCACUGAUGCAGCAGUUCUUCGUGGCUGUCUGCGAUCAUACGCAACGACCGUUGCCACCACAGGCGGAGCUGUUGGUGCUGCGGUCGUUGCACAACAUGGUUGUUCUUCCCUGGCCGUCGACCUGCGAUGCCUCUCAGGAGUGGGACACACGAGCCACUCACCACAGGCGGCUGGUGGCGUCUGUCACCAGGGUGCUCUCGCAGAUCACAGCGGCGCCACAGUUCGCCACCAAUCAGCAGCUACAGCUGCAAACGCGGCCAUCGGUCAAGUGGAUGGUGGCGGUGGUGCACGACCUGGUGGACAGUUUACAGGGUACGUCGACGCGGACCAAGCAGCUGUGUCAUCAGGGAUGGAGCGACGUCUUCAACGGCAUCCUGGCAUUGUUUCCUAUCUACCUCAACGAUAAAGACAUGACGGAAGGAAUCCUGGACGUCCUGCUGUCCAUGUUCCGCGUGCUCCAGCCGCAGCUCGGCGUUGCCUUUGUGGAGAGGAUGCUGCAGACUUUCUUGAACCUCUUUACCAGGGACCAGUUGCAAGAAUGCAUUAUCAAAGAAGGCAGUGCCGGAAUUAGGGUUGUCGAAAAGUUUAUCAGCAUUCUACAGGAAGUAGUGCAGGAACCCAGUUCCGCCUUCAAAGCCUUUCUACCCAGGAUCAUCGACCUAUGCAUGGACGAGAUUUAUCCCAUCGUGGCCGAGAGGCCGUCGCCCGAAGUGAAGCAGUCUCUCUUCGAACUGGUCGAGCAUUUCCUGUUGCACAACUGGCGUUACUUCUUCACCGGCGCCCUCUUGUCCGAGCAGACGCUCAACCACAGGGAGCAGUUCGUGAAGCUCAUGCAAGCGUACGGCCAGUCCUUUCUGCAGCCGGACAUCAACGUCUUUCGGCACAACCUCAACGCCCUCGAGUCGCUCAACCGAAAGUGGAAGCUUUAUCACAAGGCACCGUUUCGAGAUGGAAUGCUGCCGCAGUUUGUGCAAGUGCUGCUGCAGUGCUUGGCAACGCGUUCGCACGACCUUCUCAGGGAGGAGAUACAUCUAGUGCUGCACAACAUGGCUGCCGUCAACUUGGAUACCUUCUACGCCUCCUUGCUGCCGGCUUUCAUCGCCUCCUGUCAGGGCAUCGACCAGAACCAGAAGCGGACCUUGACGGAGUCUCUUAAGAGAGAACCGGACCUGCCAUCGUUCACGCAGUCACUGCAGAACCUGAUCAACGACCUCCGUUACUAUCACAUGUGCAAUAACAGUCUAUGAUGACCGGAAGAGAAGUUUUUAUUUAUGGACCAGUGUACAUAAGGACUGUUUUGGACCAGAAGUGUCAUCCAGGUUUAUAAAGACUGAACCUGCGCUCUAGUAUGUGUUUGUACGUUUGUCAUAUCCAACGGCAUUAAAUGUCGUCCGAGGUACGCUGC
This is a messenger RNA of Ornithodoros turicata, 3537 nucleotides long. It is a transcript of the gene ebo, whose product is annotated as exportin-6-like. Gene Ontology annotation, biological process: protein export from nucleus. The transcript is spliced from 25 exons. The record is from RefSeq and is a predicted model, not a curated record. Gene Ontology annotation, molecular function: nuclear export signal receptor activity. Bases 146 to 3379 code for a protein of 1077 amino acids. Lineage: Eukaryota; Metazoa; Arthropoda; Arachnida; Ixodida; Argasidae.